UUAACAGCUAAGACUGCCCCUAACCUGUGCCAUGAACCCCAACCCUCUCAUCUACUGCACCUGCUGGGACCCAUGGAACAUAGGGCCACGGAAGCUAAUCAAGACCCCUCAGCCACCAAACAAGAACUCUUCAGGAAGAUCCAAGCUAAUUCCUCUUGUAUCAACUUUGAAAGAACACAAUUUCAUCCCAUCCCAACCAACAGUAAAACCUCUUACCCCCAAAGUGAAAGCUCAUUUAGGAAGGCAAGGGGAGAGCAGUAAAAUACCUACUGAAGUAAUCAACGUGUCACCUGGCUAUCAACUGGUUCGGAAUCGUGAGCAGAUUUCAGUCACCUUGGGGGAUGAGAUGUUCAAUAGGAAAAAACAUUUGGAUUCUGGCCCCUUGGAUAAAGUCGCAGUUUCCAGGAUUGAAAUCAUUUCUGACCUUGAGGAGCAGAUCUCAGAGCUGACUACAAUCAUAGAACAAAUGAACAGAGACCACUUAGCUGCUCAGAAGUUGCUUUCCACUGAGAUGGAUCGCCGCUGUGCUGAGCUGAAGCAGCACUUUGAGAACAUGAGCAGGGAGCUCACAAACUCUCAUAAAGUGGAGCUCGGUAAAUUAGAGAACAACUACAAAGAAGCCUUGAAGGCAGAGAAGUCAGCUGCUCAGGAGAAGCUAGAGGAGAUGGAAAAAGAAUAUAAGUAUUUGAAGAACAUGUUUCAUAUUUACCAGGAUAGCAUUUAUGAUGAAAUGGAAGAUAGGUGGUCCAAGCGGAAGGCAGAAUGGGAGAAGGAUGAGAAGUUAGAACGAGAAAAGAUUCUACUACAGCAAAAACAUAGGAUGGCAAAAAGGUUUGAGUUAGAGUCAGAAGAAGAAAAGAAGAAAAUAAACAAGUCUUACAGCGAUAUCUUUGAGAACUUCGUUCGAGAAAAGGAGGAGCUCAUGAAGCAGCAUGAAAGGGACACCUUGCAAUUACAAGAGCUGAAAAAGACCAAUGAGACCAUAGAGGAAGAGUUGCAUGCACAAGCUCUUGUUUUGGAAUCACUUAACACAAGCCUUUACCAAACCCAGAUGGAACUCCAGAAAGAGAAAGCUACAGUGGGAAAUAUGGAGAAAAUACUCCUGACUAAGCUUGCUGACGCUGAAGAAAAGUAUAAGUACACAAUACAGAACUUGAUUGAAGAAAAUACUAAAUUAAAGGAACAGAUAAAUGCCAAGAAUGAAGAGAUUGGUGAAAGAACAUUUGAAGGGCUGGCCUCCAUUGCCCCUACUGAAUGUGACUAUGACUUAGAAGACAGUAGUAACAAAAAACAAACACCAUAAACCAAAGAUGUUCUUCACAGCCGAAGAGGGUAAGAACACCAUCCUGACCACGCCAGGGAAUUCCUGAGAGGUUUUCUUUAGAAAUGCAUGUGAUGAGUUGAGUUCUUGGGUUGCUCUGGCUAUUUUUAUUUUUUCACAAUUUGUCUUUCUUCAUGGUGGCUUGUAAAAUUUGAAUUCUUAUCUCAGUUGCCUAGAUUACCAGGACUCUUCACUGAACACUGAUGUUAUCUGUAUCUGGAACUCAGCUUUCUCUGCUCUGCAUACUAUUUUCCCUCCCACAUUUAUGAAUUUUAUUAGAACAUUUCUUGAAGGACUUCCUUUCAUUGCAUGUUGAGUAUAUUUUGAACUGUACAUUAGGUCACCCUGGAGCAUUUCCCUAAUAAGGUAGAUAAUUUAUUGCUUUUAUUACAGACCUUUUUUUUCUCUCUGAAAUAUAUGCCUACACUUUCCCAGCUCCCAACCAUGUGGCCUCCCCAAUGACUUAAAGAGGAACAUCUGAUGAUUCGCAUCUUUUCUCCAAUCAUUACCCUG
Messenger RNA from Dipodomys spectabilis (banner-tailed kangaroo rat), 1834 nucleotides. It is a transcript of the gene Flacc1, whose product is annotated as flagellum associated containing coiled-coil domains 1. The record is from RefSeq and is a predicted model, not a curated record. Bases 32 to 1303 code for a protein of 423 amino acids. The transcript has 14 exons. Gene Ontology annotation, cellular component: cytoplasm; outer dense fiber; sperm fibrous sheath. NCBI's taxonomy places the organism in Eukaryota, Metazoa, Chordata, Mammalia, Rodentia, Heteromyidae.